This is a messenger RNA of Myiozetetes cayanensis, 2406 nucleotides long. RefSeq names its product sulfotransferase family 6B member 1 (gene SULT6B1). Gene Ontology annotation, molecular function: sulfotransferase activity. Gene Ontology annotation, cellular component: cytoplasm. Gene Ontology annotation, biological process: sulfation. NCBI's taxonomy places the organism in Eukaryota, Metazoa, Chordata, Aves, Passeriformes, Tyrannidae. The record is from RefSeq and is a predicted model, not a curated record.
GGCUGCCGUCCAUGGCGCGGUAGAGCAGCAGGGCGCCGACCAGCCCCGCCAUCUCCAGCAGCAGCAGCCCCUUCACGACGCGCCGCGCCAUGGCCGGGGCUCGGCGCCUUCCGCCGGUAGCGCCGCCCCCGGCCCCGGCCCCGACAUGGCGGCCGCGCCGCUGGGAGGCGGCUGCUGGCGGGGCGUUGGAAAAUGUGGGAUGUGUAAAGGUUUUCUUGGGAGAGGAAAGGUUGUCCCCCUGGUGUUUGAUCUUUGUAUGCUUUCAGGCCCAGUCGAAAAGAAAAUGGAGUUAAUUUCGUGAAGCAGGUAGCACCUAACAAAGCUCUAGGCGAUGUCCGUGCUGUCCGCAAAAAUGGGAUUCGUUACCCGGUGUGCAAAAUUUGGCACUAAUUACACGCUCGAGAAAGACUGAUUAUUUGUGUCAGAGUUGCGCAAGUCCGGGUGCUCUGGUAGUAUUCCAAUAAUUAAGCACACCGACUAACAAAGCUUUUUACUAUUUAUACAUUUUAGCAAACACAAGAAUUAGUGUACACUGGCUCCAAGUUACGUAGUUCUGCUAUUAACUAGUAUUUUAUCUUCGACUUGUUGAUGAUUUUCUCGCUUCCCACGCUAACUAAUCUACAUGCUCAGUCUCUCUUUUGGGUUGGUGGGUUUCUUGGGUCGGUGGUACGCGAGUUGGUGGUCACGAUCUUCCCCUGCUGGAAUUACCUUUUGCCCAGUUGGAGCUGAUUUCAGCACAGUUGCUGAGUGGCCUUUAUUAGUUUUUUUCCUCAUCUUGAGAGUUCUGCCAAAUGUUGUGGCCUGUAAAUUCUGCAUUAUUUAUGUGCUUUAUCAGUGGUGCAUCCUUCUUCUCAAGCUUUGUUAACCUCCCUCUGAGUCUGAGACCAGUGAAGCAUGUCAAGCCCCAAACUUUAACAAGGCAAUUCUUCCAACAGGUAAUUUGUUUUUUGAACACAUGGACAUCACUUAGAGCUUACUUGUUAGCUGCUCUCUGUUUCAGGAUUGAAUCUCCCUUCUUUUUUAUAAGGCUUGAAAGUAUACAAAGAUCAAACAUCAAAGAACAUCCUUUCUUAAGAAAAUUUUGCAUAUUCCACAUUUUUCAACAUCCAGGUGUUAGAAAGACAAGUUACUUGUUGGUAGAAUUGCCUUGUUAAGAUUUAGAGCUCAACAUCUCUCAGUGAUCUCAGAUCAAUGUGGACUAAUUAGCAUGAGAAAUGAGAGAAUCAUUAAUCAAUAGGCAAUAGAAUACUAAUUAAUAAGAGAACUAGGUAACUUGUAACCAAUAAACAUUAAUGCUUUUGUUUGCUAAAAUGUGUAAAUAGUCAGAAGUUUUGAUAGUGGUCUUGCAGAUUCUGUCACCCAGCACCCCUUUCUGCAUAGAAUUGUAAAUAAAUAAAAUUGACCUCUUGCCCACAGGGUGAAAGAACCUGUUCUGGGACAACAUUCUGGCUGCUGGCAGCAGGUCCCACCCACUCACCACUGCCUUUCCCUGCUGCCCUGGGGGUACCUGCUGUCCCCACUUCGCUGUUUCAGGGGACUCGCUGCAGGAGGCAGCAGCAGCUCGACAGCUCCAUCUCGGUGAGCUCCAUGGGAAGCCCACAAGGACACGAGGAGAGUGCUGCGGGCCAAGGCGUGAAAUGGCUUAUCCAGAUUUUAAGUGAUUUAAUAUUCAUAACUAUUCAGAGUAUGCCUGUAAGCACAGAACUACAGUUUAUCGAACGUGGAGAUCCAGGUAAACAUCAGAGGAUGAAAUAGAUUCCACCUCCAAGAAUUUUGGUAACACAUCUGAAUUAUUAUUGCCUCCCCAAGUCUGUUUUCAACAACAAAGCUCAGAUAGUAGUGUUGUUUCGAAACCCUAAAGAUACAGCUAUUUCUUUCAUUUUGCGUUUCCACAGCAAUGUGCCAAGCAGCCCCAGUUACUGCUCCUGGAAUGAGUUCUUCUCAGGAUUAGUGAAAGAGAAUGGUGGUUUUGGAGACUGGAAGAAUCUUUUCACUGAAGCUCUAAACCAGGAUGACAAAUCCUAAUUGUGCUUAGAAGAAAUUAAACUGGGAGUGAAGUUUAAAUCUGAUGUGUAUUGCAAGGCCUGAAUCUCCUUUACAUAAAAAAAAACCACUAAUGUUCAGGCUGCUUUUCAUUCACUUCUGUUUCAAAACAGAAACCAGGACAAUAUCCUAUUUAAAAACUUUGAAUAUACAUGCAAUAUGCAAACCUGUUUCUGCUGGACCAACUCACACAAGCAAUCCUUGCUUGUGCAGUUAUUAUCACUGAGGCCACUGAAUUCUCUUAAAUGACCUGCAGCUCUUUGACCUCCCUUGUUUUUAGCACUGAUUUUUAGCUUUGACUUCUUGUUACCCAGUAGAAUGCUGUGUGAAAUUUAUAUUUGGUAAUUAAACAUGCUGAAAUCA